AAUCUAUGGAUCAUAUCACAUAACAAGGGUUUGCCUCGAGUCGGGCCUCGAGUCGGUCCUCGGUCUGAGUCCUGUAGAUCCGAAUUACAAAUUUGCAAAUAUACAAACAAAUGAAAACUUUGAUCUAAAUCAAGGACGAACGUCAUGGAGCUGUUGAAACCCCAAUUGGAUGCCGCUACAGCCGCCAACUCAAACGUCAAAGAUGAGGAGGAAUCGCCCGUCAAAACGCCCCUCAAGGGGUUUCCAGUCAAGUUGCGCGGCAUAAACAAGGCCAAGGCCAAAGCUGUACCGGGCUCCAUCAAGCGCAAACGAGCCAAUUAUCGACUCAGGAAACUAAUUGCUCCCAAAUCGCCCAUUUUGUUGCUCAACGAAAUGAUCGGUACGACUCCCUUCACCUUUGAAGAGGGCCCCAUUAUGGGUGGACCCACUCCCGUGAGACUCGUUACUGCUCAUUGUGAGGUAGAAGGGCAAGUCUUCAGUGGAACGGGGCCAAAUCGCCAAAUUGCCAAGAACUUUUGCGCCGAGAGUGUGAUCCAAUACAUCGCCAUCCAGCGGAGCUCCUCCAAUGCCUCGAAGGGAGUGCCAAGUUCCACAUCCAAUGCGUCGGGCGAAGACAUGACCAUGGAGGGUGAUGAGGAGGGUGCCUCGGGAUCCUUAAAAGAAGAGAACAAUGGAGACGGAGACACAAACGUUAAUCCGAAAAACAACAUCGGAAUGACCGACACCCCUUGGGUGCAACUAGCCUCGUUGGCGUUGUUCAAAAUGUUUAACGAUUGGCAAGUCCAUGGCUAUUCCAUUCCCAAUGACCUCAUGAAGCAGCAAACCAAUGACUCGACCCAACCUUCGAUCCCGAAAAAUGCCGCCAUUAAGAGUGAAGAAGUGGUCCGUCCACUACCAGAGAACCCCACGGAAAAACACCCCGUUCAAUUGCUGCAUGAGCUUCGCGGUCCAAUCACUUAUGUGACCACCGAGCAAAGAGGUCAAGCUCCCACGCUGACCUUUGUCAUGGAAUGUGCAUUGGAUGGAAAGGUCUUUCGGGGCGAAGGCCGGAACAAGAAGGAGGCCAAGAAGAAAGCUUCGAUUGCCGCCUUAAAGGAGCUUCAUGGGGUCGUGUAUCCCGAUUCGACCACGGAGUCCAUGGCACCCCCAGCAGCAGCUGUUGUAUAGAAUGAGCGUGGAUCCCGAUUUAUGCUGUUAUGGCCUAGGCGUGUUUUUAAAGUUUGAUUUCCCUCAGGAUUUCGAGAUUAAAAAAUGAAGAAUUUGUUUUGAAA
Molecule: messenger RNA, 1271 nt
Organism: Tigriopus californicus
Lineage: Eukaryota; Metazoa; Arthropoda; Copepoda; Harpacticoida; Harpacticidae
Exons: 5
Coding region: 145-1167 (340 amino acids)
Biological process (GO): adenosine to inosine editing; RNA processing
Cellular component (GO): nucleolus; cytoplasm
Molecular function (GO): double-stranded RNA adenosine deaminase activity; double-stranded RNA binding; tRNA-specific adenosine deaminase activity
Source: RefSeq, a predicted model, not a curated record